Pelobates cultripes (western spadefoot toad) is the source of this 240-nucleotide messenger RNA. The record is from the annotation of a GenBank genome assembly. NCBI's taxonomy places the organism in Eukaryota, Metazoa, Chordata, Amphibia, Anura, Pelobatidae.
AUGGCUGGGCUUCGGAAUGAGGUAGCUGCACAGGAAGGCCGCAUUGUGGUGCUGGAGCGCUUGGCUGAGGCCCAGGCUGCGAGUGUCACUUCAUUUGAUAUGGCGGUGGCACGGCAAGGGGAAGUGUUGCUGGCCAUGAGACGACACCUAGAAGACUGUAGGUGUAAUAUUCGGGUCCGAGGGGUGCUUGAAGGAGAUGGAGAGGAAAAUGUGGAGGAGGUGCUCGCAGGUCUGUUUCGG